Molecule: messenger RNA, 618 nt
Organism: Kickxella alabastrina
Lineage: Eukaryota; Fungi; Kickxellomycota; Kickxellomycetes; Kickxellales; Kickxellaceae
Exons: 2
Coding region: 1-618 (205 amino acids)
Source: RefSeq, a predicted model, not a curated record
AUGCUAUUCGAUGGCAACCGCGCGUGGUUCUCACCCAACGUCCCGCCCUCGCACAUCCACACCUGGCACGUCAACAAAAGCAGUGUCAUCCAAUACUACUUUACGGACAACACUACUUCGGGAAUCGAAGACCGCACGACACUGGAGCUGCUGCGCAGUCAAGACACCGUCGUCUACGACUCCUCCUGGAUCAUCGACUCCUCGGUGUCGCGUACCAAGCAGCCACUGGGCUCCUACGCGCUGUCCACCAAGAAUACGCUUGCACAUCCGCAGCGGCCGAACACCGCCCUUGGGAGGCGCACGCCGAAGAAGGUCGAGUCCGUCUACGGCAAGCGAAGGAGCCUGGGCGGCGAAUUUACCUCGCCCGAGUAUUGGAAAUACGCCGACCACCAGCACCGAAGCCAAGGCCGCCACAGCAGGCAGCAAGCCGCGGCCAGCGUGAGGUCGGGCGACAGCUCACGGAGCCUACUGCCUGCGUCCGGCUCGCACCACCGGUGCAUCAGCCGCCUGGUCAUCCACGCCGACCGCCGCACGCGCAUGGGUGUCCUGGCGAAUGUCUCCGACUUCACGCCAAACGCCAACGGCUUUGUCGCGUACAAGAUCCCCAAACUACACUGA